GCCAAACGAAAACAACCCAAAACAAACAGGGAGCUGAACCUAAAACAGACCGGCUCUUUACGUCGUCGUUUAACCACCGUUCUGAAAAGCUCAGAGCCAAUUUCUUCGUCUCAUGCUUCUUCUCUUCGAUUAACUUCUGGGCAACCAAAAGGGGAGGUAAAGAAGCUUGUUAGGGUUUUGGACGAUGAUAUACACGGCGAUAGACACCUUCUACCUGACGGACGAGCAGUUGCAGAACUCGCCGUCGAGGAGGGACGGGAUUGAUGAACCCACGGAGACCACGCUCAGAAUCUACGGCUGUGAUUUGAUCCAAGAAAGCGGAAUAUUGCUCAAAUUACCUCAAGCUGUAAUGGCGACUGGUCAGGUUCUGUUUCACCGCUUCUAUUGCAAGAAGUCCUUUGCUCGCUUCAAUGUCAAGAAAGUUGCAGCUAGCUGUGUGUGGCUUGCAUCGAAACUGGAGGAAUGCCCUAAGAAAGGCAGACAGGUGAUCAUUGUCUUCCACCGGAUGGAAUGCAGGAGGGAGAACCUACCCAUUGAGCAUUUGGAUCCAUAUUCAAAGAAAUAUUCAGACUUGAAGAUGGAGUUGAGUAGAACAGAAAGGCAUAUUUUGAAAGAGAUGGGUUUCAUUUGUCAUGUUGAACAUCCUCAUAAAUUCAUAUCAAAUUACCUUGCCACUCUGGAAACACCUCGGGAAUUAACACAAGAAGCCUGGAAUCUAGCAAAUGACAGCUUACGCACAACAUUGUGUGUUCGAUUCAAGAGCGAGGUGGUUGCUUGCGGUGUGGUUUAUGCUGCUGCUCGGAGAUUUCAAGUACCACUUCCUGAAAAUCCACCUUGGUGGAAGGCAUUUGAUGCUGAGAAAUCAGGGAUUGACGAAGUUUGUAGGAUUCUGGCUCAUUUGUACAGCCUUCCUAAAGCAAAGUACAUACCGGUCUGUAAAGAGGGCGACUCUUUUACAUUUUCUAACAAGUCAUGGAUUUCGUCUCAGCCAGUGACAAAGUUGCCAUUUUCAACAGCUUAUUGCAUGUUGAUACUGCAAGUGCUGCUGUUUUUCUCUGGGAAGGAAGUUCCAAAGAAUGCUCCCGCUCCCGCAGCUAUUGAUGAUGCCUCUAAUUCAAAGGAUACAACAGCAUUGAAUCCUGAAUCUGGUGGAUCAAAGGGUGUGUUGGUCAAGCUACCCGUUGACAAGCCAAAGGACUCCAAAGAGAGUGGUGAUGAAUCCAAGAGCAUGGCUGUUGAGGGAGAGGCAAGAGAAGAUGUCAAUAUCAAGUCCAAGUCUGAACGCCGCAUGGAAUCAAGCGGUGAUAAAAGCAAGGACAGAGAGAGGGACAGGGAGAGAGAUAGGGAAAGGGACCGGGACAGGGACAGAAUAAAGGCUCGGGAUCGUGAUAGGGGCAGGGAUUCUGACCGGGAACGAGAUCGAGAGGAGGCCGAGAGGGACAGAAACAGGGAUCGGAGUCGUCGUUCAAAGGAUAGAGCAAAAGAUUCAGGGGGGCAUUCAGACAAAUCGAGGCAUCACUCAUCACGCGAUCGUGACUAUCACAGUUCCUCGUAUUCUUCCCGGGAUAAGGAUCGCCAUAGACAUCAUUCGUAUGCUUGAACUAAUCGUCAAGACGCCUCUCCUUUCCCUUUUAAGUGAACGAAACUGAACGUACUUCGGCUGUAUUUUUACAAUUUUUCAGAUGUAAAAGUGUAUUAGAUUUUGGUAGGAUGUGUGCAAUGCACAGCAUUGAUCCUUCUAAAUCUUGAUUCUGUUGUUGGAUAGUUGAAUUACUUGUGAUAUCCUUACAUCCUUCUUGGUUGAGAAC
This is a messenger RNA of Pyrus x bretschneideri (Chinese white pear), 1808 nucleotides long. Its product is annotated as cyclin-L1-1. Bases 185 to 1600 code for a protein of 471 amino acids. NCBI's taxonomy places the organism in Eukaryota, Viridiplantae, Streptophyta, Magnoliopsida, Rosales, Rosaceae. The transcript has 8 exons. Gene Ontology annotation, biological process: regulation of transcription by RNA polymerase II. The record is from RefSeq and is a predicted model, not a curated record. Gene Ontology annotation, cellular component: nucleus. Gene Ontology annotation, molecular function: cyclin-dependent protein serine/threonine kinase regulator activity.